UUGCCGGUAAAAACAAAAUCAGAAACAAAUCCGAUGAAAAUAGUCCCGCCAAUCAAUUUUUGUACCUCACCAAAAUUUUGCGUCUCCCAAAACUAAACUAAAAAUCGCACACUGAGCGCGAGAAUUUCAACUCGAAAGUUUUUCAGAAAUGGCGCUUUUGCUCUCUCCUUUUACAUCCCCCUCUCACACCCUCACUUCUUCCUCCCCACCAAAUCUCAAUCUCUCUCUCUCUCUCAAUUACUUUCUCUUCUCUCGGAAUCUCUCCAAUCCCUAAAUCAUGAUGGAGAAAGAGAUUUGUGUGAGGAUGACGAGAGCUGCGGCCAAAAGAAAGGCUAUGGCCACGGAGGAGGAACGGGUCACCAAGAAGAGAGUGGUCCUUGGUGAGCUUCCCAAUGUAGCUAAUCUCAACCAGAAAAGAGUGAUUCCGCAGCCCACAAAGAGUCUUGUAGCUCCAGCAAAGCAGAGAAAGACUGCCCCGGUGGAGUCAGGAUCUGACAUUGAUGCUCGAUCUGAUGAUCCUAAGACGUGUGGGCCUUAUGUCUCCGACAUCUACGAGUAUCUACGUGAAAUUGAGGUGAAGCCAAAACAAAGACCAUUACCUGAUUAUAUUGAAAAGGUUCAGAAAGACGUAACACCAAGCAUGAGAGGUGUUUUGGUGGAUUGGUUAGUGGAAGUCGCUGAGGAGUACAAACUCCUGUCUGAAACUCUUCAUCUCACUGUCUCUUACAUUGAUAGAUUCUUGUCCUUGAAGACUGUCAACAAGCAGAGGCUUCAGCUUGUGGGAGUAUCUGCAAUGCUUAUUGCCUCGAAGUAUGAAGAGAUAAGUCCUCCUAAAGUAGAAGAUUUCUGUUACAUCACUGAUAAUACAUUUUCAAAACAAGAUGUGGUGAAGAUGGAGGCAGGUAUACUUCUUGCACUCCAGUUUGAACUAGGAAGACCUACAAUCAGUUCAUUUAUAAGACGAUUCACAAGGGUUGCACAAGAAGAUUUCAAAGUGCCACACUUGCAGCUGGAGCCACUCGCUUGCUAUUUAUCAGAACUGAGUCUAUUAGAUUACAAAGCUGUGAAGUUUGUGCCAUCUCUGUUAGCUGCUUCUGCUAUCUUUCUUGCUAGAUUCAUCAUCCGUCCAAAACAGCAUCCUUGGAAUCAAAUGUUAGAAGAAUACACAAAGUACAAAGCGGCUGAUCUACAAGUGUGUGUGGGAAUCAUACAUGACUUGUAUCUGAGCAGAAGAGGAGGUGCUUUAGAAGCUGUAAGAGAUAAAUACAAGAACCACAAGUUCGAGUGUGUUGCGACCAUGCCUGUUUCACCAGAUCUGCUCGUUACUUAUUGGGAGGAUGUUACCAUUUGAUCUGAACCACUCUUUCUUUUGUCUGAACUUUGCUAUCUUUGCCAAAUGUUGCUGAGAUCGAUUUGACGAAAAGGUAUCUCAAUGAGUAGCCGGUCAGAUAGUAUACAGAAUCUACAGCUGUAGCUGGUGUAGCAAAGAACUCUUCGAAGUGAAGUGAAGGCAGCAACAAAUAAUUUGUGUUUUGUAAUAUGAAGAUGUGUAAUUUUUCAUUUAAGUAUCACUUUAUAUACAUAAUUAGUAUAUGUAUCCUUGGAAUAAUGCAGUAUAACUACAGAAUAUGAUUUACGUUAUGCUUUUUUGGAAUGAA
Brassica oleracea var. oleracea is the source of this 1658-nucleotide messenger RNA. RefSeq names its product cyclin-A3-2-like. The record is from RefSeq and is a predicted model, not a curated record. Gene Ontology annotation, biological process: regulation of cyclin-dependent protein serine/threonine kinase activity; mitotic cell cycle phase transition. Gene Ontology annotation, molecular function: cyclin-dependent protein serine/threonine kinase regulator activity. The transcript is spliced from 7 exons. The coding region runs from base 278 to 1351 and encodes 357 amino acids. Gene Ontology annotation, cellular component: cyclin-dependent protein kinase holoenzyme complex; cytoplasm; nucleus. Lineage: Eukaryota; Viridiplantae; Streptophyta; Magnoliopsida; Brassicales; Brassicaceae.